Molecule: messenger RNA, 1765 nt
Organism: Thermothielavioides terrestris NRRL 8126
Lineage: Eukaryota; Fungi; Ascomycota; Sordariomycetes; Sordariales; Chaetomiaceae
Exons: 1
Coding region: 271-1398 (375 amino acids)
Source: RefSeq, a predicted model, not a curated record
UGCCCACGCUCACUCCGGUGUCCGCGGCGGCCUGCCAACUGCACAACAACUUUCCGUGCCUCGCCCUGACGGGCCCUCCGGGGAUGCGUGGCUUCGCGUACGGCAUCGCGUUCCGCGACAAGAUCCGUUCCAACAUCAACCGGUCGCUAGAACGCGAGGACAUCCCGACGUGGUAAGCUUUUGUUCCCAUUCCCCUUUCCGCUCUCGGUUCUGGCUUCCGGGGCGAGCGAGCACAAUUCAGGGCGUUCAACACUCGGGCGAUGAGAGAGGAUGGCUGACCGCGUGCCGCGCAGGGAAACCUGUGAGAAGCUCAUCCAGGGUUACAAAGAGGAGCUGGCCAAAGAGUGGCCGACGGGGUAUGAGGAGAUGAAGGGCAUCGCUAUGGGCGCCGACGUCUCGAUCGACCGCAUCGUCUUCCUCAACGCGCGCGAGGACAUCGCCGCCCUCAGCCCUUUGCUUGUCGACGACGCGAAAGUGGGCUCGCGCAACUGGGACACGCGGCCCCGCCGCGGCGCGGAUCAGACGAUUACCUCGUGGUUCACCGCGAAAGGCACUGCCUCCGGCGAGGCCAUCGUCGCGUGGGCCUGCAACUCGACAAAGCAGGUCUUGGACGAAAACCUCUUUGUCAGCCUCGAGUUUCACCACUCGGCUGAGGAGAACGUCCCGACCGUGUUCCUGUUGACCGAGGCCGGCAUGAUCAGCGGCGUUGGGAUGAACUCGGCGCGCGUGGCGGCGACGGGCAACUAUCUCUUCACGACAGCCGACCACCUCCCCGAGGACGGCGAGACGUACUUUCCCCUGUCGUGCCUGAACCGCUAUCUCCUGCAGUGCACCAGCAUCCGGGAGGCCCGCGGGAUGCUGUACGGACUGGUGCGGAACACGUCCAGGCACGUGUUCCUCGGAGACGAGGUCGGAGCCUGCUCGGUGGAGAUCACGCCGGUGCGGAUCAUCGACCACAACCGCAAGACGGACGCCACCACGCAGGUGCACACGAACCACCUGGUGUCGCUCGAGGCAUUCCAGCGCCGCCACGAGAUGCAAGACCGCUUUCUCGACGCCAGCAGCAAGUUCCGGCUCUACCGUCUGGAGGACCUCAUCGCCGUGCGCGGCUCCGAGCCCUGGAGGCUGCAGGACAUCGUGGAUUUGUUCUCGGACCACAACGGCGAGCCGGACAUGAUCUGCCGGCACCCCAAGGCAGCAGAAGAAUCCGGCUCCGCGGAACAGCCGGACGACGAAGAGAAGAUGAUGGUCGCGUUCGUCAUGUUCAACCCGCAGCACAAGCUCGCCUCGGUAUGCAAGGGCCCCGCGUGCCAGGGCCGCAUGAUCCACGUCACCCUCGCGAAGCUCGCCACCCGAGAGAGCGCGCAGGACGAAGAUGAGGACUCGGACGAGGACUAGAAUGCCCCGCUUAGGGACCACCCCGGGGAGUCAGAGAGAGGCUGGAAGCUCCAGACAAGUUUGAGAGAAUGAAGGACAAGUAUACGGAAGGAGAAUUCGACACAUAUUGAUGGGACGGCUAUGAAAGGGCAGAAACCGUCCACUGUCCAAUGCUGGCUGGCUGGUCUUGUUGGCGGCUUCACUCGAGGCUGGUAUAUGGGUUUGUUGUUUUCAAUUACUGAAGGGGCAUCGAAAGAGGUCCACUUGCACGCUACGCGGAAGCAAAACCGCUGUGUACGGGAUAAGAUUGAGAAUCAUCCGUAGAGAUGUCGUAGGUAGUCGUCGAGUUCAAUGGACUUAAGUUGGCACACUAACUUCCGGAUACUGU